CUAGCUGGUAGUGCCUCAAUCAAUCCUGACUCUAAAAUUCAUCGCGUGCCAAGCUUUCACAUGUGAAAGCGGAAGCCUAAUCUCGCCCCGCUUCCGUGCAUUUAGAAGUUCGCUGCUGCCGCCUCGACUUUACAAAAAGUAUCCACAUUCAGGAUUGAGACGCUUCAUUACCGCCAUGGCUUACAAGCCCGACAAUGUGCAACUGCUCGAGUCGCUCCCAAAGCAUCACGAUGGCAAAUUCGGCUACGUAGUCUACCGCGUGGUCUACGGCGACGAUGCGCGCUGGAAAGAAUUCCUGGAUUGCCUUGACGCGUACGCUCAAACCAAAUUCAAAGACAGCGAUGUCGACCAUGAGCUCAAGAAGAAUCUUAUCUGGGACGUUCGCGAAGAUGAAGUGCAGCUCAACGGCGCUUCCAAAUCCACAGUGCGGCGGUGAGUGGCGAGGCUCGACAAACUGGUUGGCAAAAGGGCUGACAGUAGAGUUAGCAUGUUCUCGGAAUGGGUGCAAUCGGUCAACGGCGACUACGAUCUGACACGCUAUGCCGCUUGCCUCUACAUUGACGAAGAGGUCAUGACAUCCGUCAUCGAGGACGAAGAUCCCAAUGACAGCGAUCCCGAUCUGAUCUUGCGCCCGAAAGCUUUCGUCAAGCUCAUCCACGAGUUUUUCGAUGAGACGCCACGUCAGUGGGACAAGAAAACCAUUCCAGACGACGAAUCGCGGGAGAGGAUCAAUGCUGGCGAUGAGGGAUAUCCUCCUAUCGAAGGUGACAAGCGGUUCGACGUAGGAUGGAUGAAGAGCUCUGUUCGGCGCUUGCUGCCAGCCACAUAUCUCUACAUGGGCGGCGGUUCCUGGGAGCAAGUUUACGUGCGUCCGCCGAGGAUGUCAAAUGGUGGGGGCUGAUCUAUGAGAUGAGAAUUUGAUUGAG
Molecule: messenger RNA, 926 nt
Organism: Pseudocercospora fijiensis CIRAD86
Lineage: Eukaryota; Fungi; Ascomycota; Dothideomycetes; Mycosphaerellales; Mycosphaerellaceae
Exons: 1
Coding region: 488-901 (137 amino acids)
Source: RefSeq, a predicted model, not a curated record